Messenger RNA from Cetraspora pellucida, 1311 nucleotides. The record is from the annotation of a GenBank genome assembly. NCBI's taxonomy places the organism in Eukaryota, Fungi, Glomeromycota, Glomeromycetes, Diversisporales, Gigasporaceae.
AUGAUUUGCAAAUACAGAGCUGGAGCUCAGAUUAAAAAUGAUGCCUCAACUUUAUAUGAAUAUCUUUCAAAAGCGCAACAAGAAAAUCCUGAUCGGUACUUUAAGAUAGACUUUGAAGGCAUUGAUAAUAGGCUUUCCAGGAUUUUUUGGAUGUCCCCUGACCAGAGACACUUACGGGCUCAGUUUUAUGAUGUCAUUAUUAAUGACAACACAUGCAAAACGAACAAAUAUAUGAUGCCUUUAAGCAUUUUUAUUGUAAUUGAUUCAAAUAACAGAAGUCGUAUUGCAGCCACAGCUGUAGUUUCUGAUGAGACAGUGUCGACUUACAAAUGGAUCUUAAAACAAACUAAAUUAGCCACUAAUGGUCUUCAACCAACAAUAAUUUUUACAGAUGCUGAUCCAGCGAUGCAAGUAGCUAUAACAAAUGAGUAUCCUGAAGCUAUUGUUAGGCAUUUAUCUGAUUUUGAUCGUCGUUGGAUGGAGUUAAUGAAUAAUUAUUCAGAGGUUCAAAGUUAUUGUGAUUGUGUUUUAUAUUCAACUAAAGAAUAUUGGGCACAUGCAUUUACGAAGCACAAAUUUUCAGCAAAUACACAUUCGACACAAUGUGUCGAAUGUAUAAAUCGUAUUAUAAAGUUAGAAGCAAACUCAGGAAGUUCUUUAUGCCAACUUCAGGCUGGAAUUGACUUGCGACUUAAGGAUGAGAUCAAGUAUGCAAAGUUACAAGAAUUUAGGAAUAUGAAUUCUACUACUGGACUUCCGCACGUUUCCAAUACAAUUUUUAAGGAAAUUAAUGAUAUGUUUUUACUACAUAAUAAUGAGCUUAAUGUUAGUGCUAGUCAGCAAUUGGAUCAUAAAUAUUCUGAAGAAGGUAUUGCUUUAUUUGAUAAAGAUCAGGAAUUAACUAUCCAGCUAGUACAAAGUAAAAGUAAAUCACUUCCAACUGUAAUAUUUGAGACAUUAAAAAAAAUUCGUGGUCAAGAAGUUAAUAGUAAAAUUGCUGUGGAAUCAGAUUCAAAAAAAGUUUCUUAUGGUCGUAGACUCAGAAUUUGUAAAAAAGCAUUAAAUAUUGUGAUUAUGAAUGGUACCAAUAAGGUUUUAGAGGACCUACUGCAACAUUUUAUUAAUGAACAGGUUUCAGCACAAAGUAGUAGUACUGCUUCAAACUUAUCUGAACAAGGCAUAGGUCAAGAAAUUAAUAGUCUUAUAAUUUCAAACCCUUCUCAACAUAAAGGCAAGAGGCACCCCACAAAUAAGAGAUAUUUGUCUACUAUUGAGAAUCAGAAUAACAAACUUGUUCGCUCAAAUAAUUAA